CCACCGUCUUGUUUCCUGCCCUUCACAACGAAGGGACCAAUUUCUUCUUGUAUUCCCUCGCAACUCGUUCACGGGAUGAACCGUGUGAAUGCCGGAGCUUAAAGGGCACUAAUCCGCGUUCGUACGCUUUCUGAUGGGGUCUCGACUUCGCAUGGGGCCCCAAGCAGGCCCUACACGCCGCCGAACGUCGCGUCCGUAUAGCUAAUAUAUAGAUGCUAUUUGCCACGGUGUCAAACGUUCCCGUCUCUUCUUCUUCACUGCCACCAUGGGAUCGCUCUUUUCCAAAGGCUUCACUCCGGAUGACCUCCCCGAUCUGACCGGCAAGGUUAUCGUUGUCACUGGAGGAAACGCAGGAAUAGGCUUCGCGACCAUACAACAUCUUGUUAGACGAGGAGCGAAGAUUUACAUGGCGGCACGCAACAAGGAACGCGCGGAUCGUGCCCUUGAGAGGCUGCGUGCUUCCGGGACCGGAUCCGGGCAAGUAGUAUGGCUAUAUACCGACUUCAGCAAUCCCCAACUCGCGAAGAAAGCAGCGGAGUCGCUCAAGGAGAAAGAGGAGAGACUCGACGCCGUGGUGAAUUGUGCUGCCUUAUUGCUUGUACCCCAUGCGAAGACGUCCGAUGGGAUACAAGAUGUCGUGAUGGUUAAUUAUUUGAGCCCUUUUGUCUUCAUACGAACCCUGCUUCCGAUACUCAAGCGGACGGCGGAAGAGCCGAACAGUGAUGUUCGCAUUGUUCAUCUUACCUCCAAGGAGCACUUCAACGCACCGAGUGACGUGCGCUUCCGCAACGUCGAGGACUUCAACGUUGAAUACAGUGAUUACUCGCUUCCUCAGUACCAGCGAUACUCGUUGAGUAAACUGAUGGGAAUCCUGUUCGUAAAGGAGUUGCAGAGAAGACUCGAUGCAGAGGGCGUUCCAAUCAUCGUGAUGGCCGUCCACCCAGGCGUCGUCAAUACCGAAGGAGUGCAGAAGUACGCUCACUCGGUCGGACCCAUCCUCUCCCCCAUCUACAGUCUCAUAGCCAGUACCUUCUUUGAGCGUCCGGAAGUAGGCGGCUAUGCCCCGGCCUUCGCUGCUGCAGCGCCGGCGGUACGUGCCGAAUCGAGGACCUAUCGCGGUGCGUACAUUGUUCCUCCGGGAAUCGUGGGCAAACCAAGCCGGUUGGCUGAGAGCCCCGAGUUGGCAAAGGAGCUGUGGGAGACGACGGAGGGUAUACUGCGGGACCUUGGGAUAGAUCUUCCGUAGGAGGUGCGUACCCGUGAUGCGAUGCAGAUUGCAAUGUAACAACAGCCAUCUACGCUUUAUCCAAUACAUGGACAUCAAGUUUGAGACUUUGAUCCGCUCUGCGGUUCUCACAAGUGGAUUCUGCGGAAGCCAAUGGCGAUGCGAGAAGACUGAGAAGCGGGGCCGAACGGUGCAUACGUAGCGCGCGAAAGCC
Messenger RNA from Laetiporus sulphureus 93-53, 1439 nucleotides. Its product is annotated as NAD-P-binding protein. Bases 266 to 1246 code for a protein of 326 amino acids. Lineage: Eukaryota; Fungi; Basidiomycota; Agaricomycetes; Polyporales; Laetiporaceae. The transcript has 9 exons. The record is from RefSeq and is a predicted model, not a curated record.